AUGCAUGGCCCCCAGGUCAAAGAGCAACUGACGGACAAGCGUGGGGUAGGCGUUAAAGUUCAAGUCACCGGGAAAUGGUUCAAUCAGCGCCACGCGUCGUUGAUGCAUGGCGAUGACGCGGCCACGAUUCGUCUCAAAAGGAAUGAGUGCCGCGUACAGCUGCGCAAUAUCCUUGACAAUAUCAAUGUGCUCCGUGCAGCAACCAUCGUACAAGUAAUACUCGAGCGCCUUGUUAAACCAGGCAUUGGCCUCCUUGAAGCACUCACGCGCCUCCUCAAAGGUCUCAAUCGCCGGGAGCGGCUGCGGUGGCGGAAUAUCAAUAGGAAAAUCAACCCACCAUUCUUCAAACCCGUCUGGUAA
Molecule: messenger RNA, 360 nt
Organism: Trypanosoma conorhini
Lineage: Eukaryota; Euglenozoa; Kinetoplastea; Trypanosomatida; Trypanosomatidae
Exons: 1
Coding region: 1-360 (119 amino acids)
Source: RefSeq, a predicted model, not a curated record